Molecule: messenger RNA, 1580 nt
Organism: Spodoptera exigua (beet armyworm)
Lineage: Eukaryota; Metazoa; Arthropoda; Insecta; Lepidoptera; Noctuidae
Source: the annotation of a GenBank genome assembly
AGUAAGUUAAGACAUUCGUAAAUGCAGAAAGGCAUGCAAUGCAAGACCAAUAAAUUAUUAACCUGGUUGGUCAUGUUAGCGAUAACAUACUAAUAAAAGUUCCACUUUUAUUACAGUUUGCUAGUAAAGCUGUUACAUUAGUAAAGACAUGCGAGGCGGUGUCCGAGAUGAGAGAGUGCCGGGCGCCUAGAGACUGGUCGCUACUAGCACUACAGAACAUCAGAACCGGCAAAUCACACUACUUAGUAAUCUGUCGAUGUCCCGAAGACCACAUAUUAGAAGGACCGAUGUCACAUGAUCAGCCAACGUAUGCGUCUGUACCAGGCAUCAGAGUGUAUGGAAUGAUGUGUGUGCGACCCACCACUGCUUACCAUUCUGCAUACCACAAGAACAGAUACACCGGCUUAACCGUUCAGAGUACUACAAGCGCCUACAAAGUGGACUAUUCUCAAUCACAUGGGUAUCCCGACAAGCCCGUUUACAACAGAUAUCACACACAUAGUUACACAGAACCUUACUACAACCGGAGAUCUCGAGUCGCAAGGACCAGACGAUCGCCUUCAGAAUACCCCCCAUUCCCAUGGUACAAAGUUAUGGAACUAGCGAGGUCAUUACAUUGGAUCAACUAGAAACUAACCUCCUUUAAAUUUAGAAUGAAAAAAAGUUUGUUGGUUUCAUAGAGGCUUUAUAUUAAUCGGUUCCGCCUCUUUGAAUUCAACUUAUACUUGAAACAUAUUUAAUUUCGAAACGCUUUUCGCUUAUUUAUCCGAAUUUUAGUUAAUACUUGCUUACUAACUUUCCCAUUCUAAACGUGAUGGUUUAGUGUGGUGAAAUUUAAUUUUGGAUGCCUAUGGAAUACUCAGUACAACUGCAUUUACUAGGAUAAUAAACAAUAAUUUAAUUUAUUGAAUUAAAAUAGUGAAGCUGUUUAGUAAAGGGUGGAAAUGUUGUUAGCCAUUACAGUUGCUUAUAGGUACCUCAAAAUUUUACUUAAUACACCAUCCACUUGCAUGUAACACUAACAAUUGCAAUGACUAUUUCAAAAUCAACGUUUAAGUGAAUGUAUAUACAAAUAAUUCAGAGGAAAAGUGGUACGUUAGUAGAAAAAAUUACAGCAAAGCAGCGCGCCGGUACAUUUAAAUAAAUACCGUAAGCCCGAUCACCGUUAAUCAAUACUGGCUAGAUUAAAAUGUCAUAAAACCUAAAUGCCACUAAAAACUUAAAUGAGUUUCCCCCGCACAAAAACCUUUUUAGAACAAUUCCGUUUGUAUUAUUUAUUUAUUUUAUUCAAUAUACAUUAUUAUAUUUUGGAAUAAUUUAAAAUAAAAUAAAAUUGCCAGAAAUAGAAAUAACCAUGACUAUUAGUUUUUAAGUAUUGGAUUAAAUAAUAAUUUCAAAAUAAAUUAAUUAUUUCUCCCCACCUGUAGACGGUGAUUACAUAAUAAAUAAUAAUUAAAUGGUAUUUUUAUUGUACACAAAAGAUAUGUGAUAAGUUUUCAAUGAUUUUUUUGUGUAACAUUUCAGUGCAUUUAUAGUUAAUGUUUAGUUGUAAUUUUAAUAAAUAUUUAUUUAAGAACCAU